This is a messenger RNA of Cataglyphis hispanica, 2550 nucleotides long. RefSeq names its product Golgi SNAP receptor complex member 1 (gene Gos28). The record is from RefSeq and is a predicted model, not a curated record. Lineage: Eukaryota; Metazoa; Arthropoda; Insecta; Hymenoptera; Formicidae. Bases 154 to 852 code for a protein of 232 amino acids. Gene Ontology annotation, molecular function: SNAP receptor activity. The transcript is spliced from 5 exons. Gene Ontology annotation, cellular component: cis-Golgi network; Golgi membrane; Golgi medial cisterna. Gene Ontology annotation, biological process: vesicle fusion; endoplasmic reticulum to Golgi vesicle-mediated transport.
UUGUCAUUGCCUGGUAAUUGUAUAUAAGUAUAUUGUAUAUUGUAUUGCGUUUUCUAUUUAUCGCUGUAGAAUUGUCCCAGUAAGGAGCAAUACAAAGGAAGACGUGUUAUGUGAUUUUAUACGUUGCAUGUGUGCAUUUGCGAUUUGCGAUAAAUGGCCAACUCGCAGGACGCAAUUGACUGGGAAGAUCUCAGGAAACAAGCGAGACAUCUGGAAAAUGAAAUUGAUGCAAAGUUAGUGGCAUUCAGUAAAUUGGGUAUAAAUACAAGUGCUAGACAUGUUAACGCAGAUGAGAUUCCUCUUCUGGAUGAGGAACAGGUAUUUGAGAACAUGGCAUCGGAGAUAGAGACACUACUUUCUAAAUUACUUUUCAUAAACGAGAGGAUGAGCGAAUUACAACCAAAUGGAGCAGCUAUGUUGCACACAAUGCAACGUCACAAAGAAAUACUGAAAGACUAUAAACUGGAAUUUAACAAGAUUAGAAAUAAUUUUAUAGCUAGGAAAGAUCGCGAGGAUCUAUUAGGCAGCGUUCGUAAAGAAAUAGACAAUUAUAAAAGUGCGAGUGGAUUGAAUCGGCGUGAAAUGUACCUCAAAGAAAACCAGCACAUUCACAAUUCUGAUCGAUUGAUCAAUGAUCAAAUAAGCAUAGCAAUGGAGACGCGAGAUCAUUUGAUGUCUCAAAGACAGGCGUUCAAACGUAUACGAACCAAAUUCAAUGAUAUCUCCAAUCGAUUUCCAGCAGUGAACAGUUUACUGCAAAGGAUAAAUUUACGUAAAAGAAGAGAUUCCGUUAUACUCGGCCUUGUUAUUGGAGUGUGCACAUUCUUGAUGCUUCUGUAUGCAUUUCAUUAGACAAGUUUAUACCACCAUCAAAAAAACCUUCCAUUGUCUCCAGGUAAUGAUUAUCUCAGUUGAAAUAUACAUGUAACAAUGAUUUCAGUAGGAAUAUACUUUAACAGGUAUUAUUGAAUUUAAUAAAUAUGUGGAAAUUUUAGUAUGUUUAAAGUGUGCAAUUGUAUAUCGCGAAAAAGUAUAAAACUAGCGUGCGAAGAAAAUUCAUUUAUAUAGUUUUUUUAUACUAAAGUGUGCGAAACAUGGAAUAUGCGAUAUAAGUAGAACUACAACUUAUAUUCGAUAUUAAACUAAUAAAUGUUAAAAUAUGUAAUCUUUGUUCUUAAUUGCACUUUUUAAUUAUUUAGAUUUAGUUACUUUAUUGAUUUUAUUUUUUUAAUAAGAAAAAGAUGCACUAUUAUGAUUUAUUUACAUCUUUUUUGAUAAUUAACCUUUUUUUUUUUUUAUGAAAAACUAGGGCUAUCUUCAAUAAAGUGAUUUGUACAAUUUGCAAUAAAAUUAUUAUAUUUCAUAUCUAUAUAAACCAAUAUUUUCUUUUACUCUGCAUAUUAUGUAACACAUCUUUAAUAACAAAAGAGAAUCAAAAUUAUCACAACAGCUUUCAUAAAAGGAAAAUUGCAUGUUGAUCGAUUUAUCAACUCAGAAGAGUGACCUAAAAAAAAAAUUUUUGGACACGAAAGAUGGGUAUUAAUUCGAGUAAGAAUUAUUGGUUUUACGUACACAGAAACAUUUAUACAUAUGCAUAUAUACACGCAGCUCACUCGUUCAACUUAUCCAUGAAAGAAAACACAGCACAUUACAAAAGGAAUAAUUGUUUUACUAGAAAGCGCGACGCCUGUUUCCACGUCUACUAGAUACCACAUUUAUAAAUCGCGCCUGCAAAGAUAGGAACUCAAACGAGACAAUUGUAAAAAAUAUAAAAUACAAAACAGUAUCUCGUCUAUGUCCCAUGAAAAAAAUUUUGUUUUACAAUCUUCAAUAUGUACAUUUCGCAUUUAACUUUAUCAGCAUAUAAUUACGUCGUAAAGUUUUACUGCCGAAUUCAUUAUCAUCUAUAUCGAUAAUCGCAUCUUUGAAUCAAGCUCUGAAUUGGACAUGACUAACAUCUUCGAAUCACAUAUCUAACUCUAUGGUUUCCACAUUUUGUUAAAGUAAUGUAAUAAUUAAUAUCAUUUAUUAGAAAUAUUUGAUAACAGCUAAAGGAAUUAAAUCUAUGAUAUAAAUCUCGCUAAAAUAUUGCAUUUUCUUUUUUUUUUUUUAAUUAUCGCGACAAAAAAAUAAUAGAUCAAGGCAAUAUAUAUAUAUAUAUAUAUAUAAAAUGUAUAUUACUUCCCUUUUAUAUUCUUUCUUAUAAAUGCAAUAUGUAGUUAUCUGUGUAGAUGUAAGUUUCUAUUGGAUAUUACGGCGAGAAACCGUGGAAACAGGUGAGUGACGACGAAUAUCUCGUUUUCUCCUUAGUGUUAUAUGUCUACGCUCUUAAAAAUUAGAUCACUAAAAUGAUAAUUCUAAUCACGAAUUGAUUCUAACAACUGUUUCGACAUUACUCUACGCUCUAAAAGUCUGUAUUUUGUAGUUCUAUCAUAUUAUUAGAGAAGGUGAAUAUAUCGCGAGGCCUACAUCAUUACUAGUUCUUCCUCGAAACUUCGCAUUCGUUCAAAACUUAUUCAGACGUACAAACAGACAUCUACAUACAUUCAG